CUCGUUGCAUUACCCGCUGCCAUUGCCCUUUGGUUCAGUGCCGUCUCGAGUCAAGUCCGCGAGCCGUAUCUCGAUGAAGUUUUUCAUGUCGGUCAGGUCCAACAAUACUGUCGUGGUAACUACUGGCACUGGGAUCCCAAAAUAACAACUCCACCUGGUCUCUAUGUCUUCUCCUUCAUUUUUUAUAAAAUCACUGGCCGAUGUGACCUGGAUGCUCUGAGAUUCAUCAACGCUCUUUCCCUUUUCGCCAUUCACUCUGCUCUCAACAUCUGCCUGUUUCCACCUCUGUUCUUCUUCUGCGCUCUCUACUACACCGAUGUUGCAUCUACCCUGAGCGUCCUCCUGUUCACACGGCAUUUGAUCGAGAACAACUCUCGUGGCCCAAGUACCUUUUUCCAGGCUUGUGUGUCAAUUCUUCUGGCCAUCGUUUCUCUCUCCUUUCGCCAAACUAACAUUUUCUGGGUGGGUGUCUUUCCGAUCGCUUUACUCGCACUCGGCGCUCUACACAAGCAUGUUGAGUCCACCAGACCAGGUAGUGGCAAGUCUGUCGUCCUGCAUGCUUGGGCCAAUGCCACUUUCUAUGAUCCUCAAAUGCGUGAUGCUAUGCUGAAUGAUUUCUGGCUUACCUGCAUCUCUACUGUCACAUUGGUUUUGCGUGCUUUGUACUUUCCCCGUACAUUGCUCAAGAUCUUGCGACUAGUGUGGCCAUAUAUCAUAGUACUCGGGCUCUUUGGCUCCUUCGUUCUUUGGAACGGCUCAGUCGUCCUCGGUGACAAAGGAAAUCAUGUUGCCACGCUGCACCUGCCACAGAUGCUCUACAUCUGGGCAUACACGAGCUUCUUCUCGAUUGGUCUCACCUACCCCUUUGUCGCACAAGGACUGCUCUCCGUCUUUGCAGCCAUUCCAAUCGCCGCCGUGAUGGAGCCGCUAUUAAUCUUCGGCAGACAAAAGUUUCUACCACGACCUGCAGUCCUCUUCGGUUUCGUCCUGGUCAUGACAGUGACGAUAAAGUUCAACACCAUCGUACAUCCUUUUACUCUUGCCGACAACAGACACUUUACCUUCUACGUCUUCCGCUAUCUGCUCGCAUACCCCUUUAUCAAGUACCUCGCCAUACCCGUGUACAUGUCCUGCGCGUGGUCGGUCCUGCAAGCCCUCGGCGCACCCGCUCAAAUGUGCGAAAUCAAAGAAGACGAAAAGGACGAUGGCAAAGGCAUUGCAUCAGGAAAACCACAGAGUGAAUCAGAAGACGACGGCCAAGGCCAACUUCUCCGCCUCAACGACGCACCCUUUGGUGAGGGCAGCACCAUCGGUUUCGUCCUCGUCUGGAUCGGCGUAUCUGCCCUCCAACUCAUCACUGCACCUCUAGUGGAACCUCGCUACUUCAUCCUACCAUGGAUCAUGUGGCGCCUACGCGUUCCCCAAUCUCACCCCGGAGCUUCACUCACCACCAGACCCACACAUAAGAAUUGGAAACAGUGUUGGGGCAAUUGGUUUUACAUUGUCCUUUGGGCUGAGCAUGAUCAUAGGCUGUAUCUCGAGACUCUGUGGUUUGGACUUAUCAAUGUGGUUGUGGGAUAUAUCUUCUUGAACUGGGGCUUUGAGUGGCCGCAGGAGCCUGGCAAGACACAGAGGUUCAUGUGGUAG
Molecule: messenger RNA, 1647 nt
Organism: Aureobasidium namibiae CBS 147.97
Lineage: Eukaryota; Fungi; Ascomycota; Dothideomycetes; Dothideales; Saccotheciaceae
Exons: 6
Biological process (GO): protein N-linked glycosylation; dolichol-linked oligosaccharide biosynthetic process
Cellular component (GO): endoplasmic reticulum
Molecular function (GO): dolichyl pyrophosphate Glc2Man9GlcNAc2 alpha-1,2-glucosyltransferase activity
Source: RefSeq, a predicted model, not a curated record